AUGGUGUCAUCCGUUGCGCCCCGCGUCGUCCUGCUCGAUCGCCCCUCCCGUCGCGCGCCCGUCGCUGCGACCGUUGCGACGGUCGCGAUGACGGACGUGGCUGUCGUGACGGCGAGCUGGUUGCCCGUCGCUCGUCCCGUUCGUCGCCCCGUCGCUCGUGACCCCGUCGCCCCGCCGUCCGUCCGUCGCCCCAUCGCCCCACCGUCUGCCCGCCCCCCUGUCCCGCUCGUCGUGACGCUCGGCGAAUCCCCCGUUCCAGCCCCUAGAGCCGCGCGCCGUGCUGCACCAGCAGCACCUGCAGCGGCCGCCGUAGCCAAUGUCACCGCCCUUCAUUGCCCCAUCCGCGGCGGACGGUCUGGGGCAUCAGUGGCUGGACUUGCGCCCGCGGCUGCGGGGGUGCUGAAGCCUCCUUGCCCCCCCCGCCCCUUCCUUUUCCUCCUCCUCAUCGCUGCAUCUGCAACUGCUGUUCGCCCCUGA
Molecule: messenger RNA, 477 nt
Organism: Closterium sp. Naga37s-1
Lineage: Eukaryota; Viridiplantae; Streptophyta; Zygnematophyceae; Desmidiales; Closteriaceae
Source: the annotation of a GenBank genome assembly